CCUCUAGUAGUAAAUUAGUGGAUACCCCAUCAAAAUCCGUUAACUGGUUUACACAGAAACAAACAAUAAUAAUAUCAGAAAUAGUUUAAUAUUUUUAUAAACUAACAUCCCAUUAAAAUAUUUAUAGAAAAGUAUUUAAUGUACAAAUAAACCUAGGGAGCUUUAUUAUAGUGUAGAUUACUGUUCCAUCGUUACCAUUUACACUUUUUUCAGUUGUCUUAAAAAAAUUCCACCACGUCAGUCAAUUGAGAUUGAAUAUAACGUGGAACUAAACGCAUUUGUUAUUGCUGUCAUGUGACUUCUGUCAUCAAUUUGUCAUUGUCUUUUACACAGACUACUGAAAUGGAAAUAAAAACUAAAAUAAACCACAAGAUAGGUUACAUUUUGUAUGGUAUCCAAAUUUAAUUUAAUUUAUUUAGUUAAGUACUUAUUAAAGAAAUGGAUUCCGAAGAAAUAAUAUCGCAAUGCAAUUUCUCUAUGUUAGAAGGCAAGAUUCAUUCACAACUAUUAAUGGCUGUAUUAAAAUUGGGGUUUAAUAAACCCACUAGAAUUCAGGCUGAAUCUUUACCCUAUCUACUACUUGGCAAUGAUUUAAUAGGAGCAGCGAAGACCGGCAGUGGAAAAACAUUAGCUUUUCUUAUUCCUGCUAUCGAUCGACUAAUAAAAUUAGGGUUUAAUAGAAAACGCGGUCCUGGCUGCAUAAUAAUAUCACCAACAAGAGAAUUAGCAUUACAGACAAAUGAAGUCCUCAAAAACCUGCUAAAAGAUAUUCCUAUAUCACAUUGUUUAAUAGUUGGAGGAGAAAAAAAAACAAAAGACAUAAAAACAUUAAAGAAAGGUGCCAACAUUAUUGUUAGUACACCAGGUCGUCUGUGGGAUCAUUUGCAAAACAAUGAGAAUCUAAACUGUGAUAACUUAAAAUGUUUAGUACUUGAUGAAGCUGAUAAAUUGUUGGAAGCAGGUUUUGAGCGACAUAUCAGUGGAAUUAUAAAUUUGUUGCCGAAAACCAGACAAACAAUGUUAUUUAGUGCAACAAUUGAUAAUAAGGUAGAGAAUCUUGCGCGACUGGCACUCAGAAGUGACCCUGUGCUGAUAUCUAUACAAGAUAAACAAUCUACUGUUACAGGGUUGCAACAGGGAUAUUGCAUAUGCCCAUUAGAAUACAGGAUUCCAUGGCUAUAUAAAAUGUUAAAGAAAACUAAAAAGCUCAAAGUUAUGGUUUUCUUCUCCUCAUGUAAGUCUGUGGAUUUCCACUAUGAAUUUUUUAAAGCACAUUGUGGAGCAUCUGUUUUAAAAAUACAUGGUAAACAAACACAGUCGGAAAGGAAAAAAGCAUUUAAGAAUUUUGUUGAGGCCAAACAAAUAGCAUUAUUUUGUACAGAUGUUGCAGCAAGAGGAUUAGAUAUUCCAUGUGUGGAUUGGAUUGUUCAGUAUGAUCCACCGACUGAUCCGAAAGAAUAUAUUCAUAGAGUUGGUCGUACUGCUAGAGGAUUAAAUACAAAAGGCAAUGCAGUUAUAGUUCUCAGACCAGAAGAAGAGGAUUUUGUAAAUUUCUUACGUAAAGAAAAGAUUUAUUUAGAUAAGUAUAGUUAUUGUGAUCCCCAAUUAGAAGUACAAGAAAAGUUAGAAGACGAAAUACUUAAGAAUGGCGUCAUGAAAAAACUAGCAAGGCAAGCAUUCCUCUCUUAUCUUAGAUGUUACAAAUGUCAUCCAUUAAAGAUGAUUUUCAACAUCAAAACAUUGAAUUUGAAGAUGACGGCGAAAGCUUUUGGGUUUCGAGAGAAACCCGACGUUGAUUUUUUAUAAUAAAAUGAAGCAAUACUAAACCUUUUGAGAGAAUUGAACCGACAAGCGACAGCUUACUGUUUACUCAUAAAUCAUUACAUCGUUAUCAGCCAAAAAUAAAUCAAGUAUUAUAUAAUAGUGACAGAUAUUAAUAUAUAAGCAUGCAUUGAUAAUUAACAUUGUAUGCUGUUUAUUGACAAUAUUAUAAUACUGAUAAGUAAAUCUUUGGUAGUUUUUAUUACAAAUUUUAAUUCAAAAGUCAAACGUCAAAGUUAUCUGAAGUUGUUAGUCAUAUCUUAAAUCGUAUAUUAUAAAAGCAAAAUAUUUGUAUUUUGAUGAUAUUGCUCGUUUUCACUAAUGUCCACCUAUGUUGAGGAGCUGCUUAAUGUCAGCUUAAGGGUCCCCUAGAAUGAAGAUCGUAUUCACUAACAUUCCUAAGUCCUUAAGGAUUUCUUAUAUUUUAGGACCUCCAUGUAUGAUAUAUUUUAUUGAAAUAAGUGUUAUUUAAAUCCAUAAAGAAGUUCAUUUCUUUAUGGAUUUAUAUUGAUACCAGAUGUUCGUUCAAAGGCGAGACAGGUGUCGCAUGAGUGUAGAUUCAAUUACGGUUACAAGUUGAUCACCAAUAGAUAAGGUCAUACCGUUUCCAUUCAGUUGGUCAAGUUUCUGUACUAAAUAUUUGUGAUCUCACACAUUAAGUACCUCAAUAUUUUACUCCCUUGGCAAUUCUUCGUGAUAAAUCGUGUGUGAUAUUAAUUUUACAAAAUGCGAUGUGAGAGUUUUGUGUGUUCACUUAUCAGUUAUUUUAUUUACCUUUCACGAGGUCGUAGGUCGUGUUGUAGAUCCAUUAGUAAAGUGAAAAUAAUCAAUUACACGCCAUUAAAUUAUUGUUGUUCUAGUAAUUAGUGCACAUUACACAUAAUCUAAUCAUCAUAUAAUAUAAUAGCCUAUUAACUUUCUAUAGCUGGGUACGGGAGCCUGAGGUUCUACCUCAGGAUUUAUCUAUUAAUCGAUUAAAAUAAAUACAAAA
Molecule: messenger RNA, 2812 nt
Organism: Achroia grisella
Lineage: Eukaryota; Metazoa; Arthropoda; Insecta; Lepidoptera; Pyralidae
Product: probable ATP-dependent RNA helicase pitchoune
Exons: 9
Coding region: 439-1806 (455 amino acids)
Biological process (GO): maturation of LSU-rRNA from tricistronic rRNA transcript (SSU-rRNA, 5.8S rRNA, LSU-rRNA)
Cellular component (GO): nucleolus
Molecular function (GO): ATP binding; RNA helicase activity; nucleic acid binding
Source: RefSeq, a predicted model, not a curated record